AUGCGCGGCGGAGAACCCAAGCUGUCGCCGGCUGAUCCGCGCCAUCCUCGAGCCAUGGACAAGUUGCAACGAUUUCUUACCUCUGUGGAUGAGACCUUAUGCAAAUAUGUUGUAUGUCAACACCCGCCGUGCUGGGAAACUAUGAGACGGUUAGAGCGCGGGUUUCCACGCAUCAGCUUGCAAUCUGAACCCAAACUCCCUCUGGAAAGUGAAGGUGAUCUACCACUGCUGCAUAUACUGGACCUCCCACAGUGGAGUGCAGAUCAAGGUAUUGAUGUAUCAAUAGUACCCUUAACUUCAAGGAAAACACCUGCAAGCUCACAGUCAUAUAAGUUAUCUCCCCAUCCAGAUAACCUACAAUCUGCCAGUUUGCUGGGGACCAGCAGGGAAAGCAGUUUGGAUUUUAUGCAGUUUACCAGAAGUUGCUCUUGUUCUCCUUUAACAAGGGACAGACUUGUCGAUCUCAGAAAGGUUGAGGUGAUGGAGCUGAAUCAACAGACUUCAUCCUGUGACCAGUACUUGGGGAAGAAUAUUUUUAUCUGGGUUCCAAAUCUUCAGAACAAGAGGAAAUGGCAGAAGGAACAUGCAUAUUCCAUCGUAACUCCACAGUCUGUGUCUGUCAAAGAAAUCAGCUUCCAGGGUCAGCCGUAUGAUGAGCUUGUUGGACUAUCAGUGGAACAGAAACAAAGACAAAAGAAUAAGAAGGCGAAAAAGAAGACAGCAAAUGAAUGGCAUCCAUACACUUACCUUGCCAGGAAUCAGCAGAGACUUAAGGGAUGGAAGGAUACGCUGCACUCAUUGAAUAAAGAGCACAGAAAUGAAUUACCAGAAAUUAUGGAGGGGUUCCUGACUCAACCGUACAACAGUGACCAUGUAACAGAACAAAUUCUAACACAGCAGUAUUGCUCUACCAAGAGCCAAUCUUUGUUUAAUCACUAUGAGGACCAAGGUGCUAGAAAAAUUCCAGCUCACGUUAUGCUUAUCCCUGUCAGUAAGAAAAUUACCCUGCACCAUUUCAAUGAGAAGCAGAAACAAGCUCAGUCAACUUUGCAUUCCAGAGGUUCACAUAGAAUGGAUGCACAGCAUUUGAAAGUCAGAAGUUUGGACAUCAAUCACCUGAAGAUCCAAACAUACUUUGAUAACAAUCUUUCUGUCAUCAAAGAGAACACCGAUUCAGAUCCAGAUUAUAGGCACCCACCUUCUCCUGUCCUCUCAACAAAUGGUGUUGAUCCUAUUGAUACACUGAAUACGAAAAGAGAUACCCAUUCAAUUAUUAUGGUUAACAAGUUCUUAAUGGCUGAACCUGGAUCACAAGAAACAGGGAGCUCAAGUUUAACCACUUCUGUGUAUUCACAGGAGAACAAUAUCUUGACAAUCCCUACAGCCGAGGUACAAAAUACAAAGUGGACUAAAAUGGGAACUUCAACAACGGAACAGGCAGGCUUCAAGGACCAGCAUAGCAGUCCUGCUGACAAUCAGAAGGAGCAGCAGGAUCUCAUCACUGCCACUGAAAUUACACCUCCAAUUGAGGGACAAGAAGGUUCGGAGGACCAGAGGGCCAUUUCUAUUGACAAGCAGGAUCAACAGCAGGAUCUCAGCACUGCCACUGAAGUCAGACCUUCAUUUGUGGAAAAGGCAGGUUCUGAGGAUCAGAGUACCAUUCCCUUUGACAAAAUGGAUCAACAGCAGGAUCUCAGCACUGCCACUGAAGUCAGACCUUCAUUUGUGGAAAAGGCAGGUUCUGAGGAUCAGAGUACCACUCCCAUUGACAAAAUGGAUCAACAGCAGGAUCUCAGCAUUGCCACUGAAGUGAAACCUCAAAUAAUGAAACAAAUGGGCUCUGAGAUCAAGAAUAAAUUUCUAAUUGCCAAAGAGAAUGAACUGCAAGAUCUCAGCACUGUCACUGAUGUAGGACCUCCGACAGUGGAGCAGGGAAACUUUGAGAACCAAAACAGCUUCCCAACUGUUGAAAGAAAUGAAUUGCAAGAAACUAAAUGGGUAGACACAGAGGAUCAGAACACAGUAAUAACUGAUCUCAGUCCUGCCACAGAAAUGCAGAUUCCAAUAAUAGAUCAAGGGAUUAAUGACCAGAAUGACCUUCCAGUUACAGAAAGAAAUGAACAGCAUGAUUUGGGAGUUGCCACUGAAAGCACAGUUUUGAUCUGAGGACAGAGGAAUGAUGAGAGAUCUGAAGAUCCUCAGGAUGCUGUUAUAGUUGCUGAAAGUGUUGAUGGCAGCUCCCAUUGAAAUAUUAUCUUCACAUAUCGUAAACAUGGAUCAGAGGGAGACUGAAAUUUAAUAUUGUCAAUAGAAGGAGAAUUAUCAACACAAGCUGAUUCUUUCUUCACUUUCAUACUUAAAAAUUUACAGAACAGAUAGAUUUUGUUUUCAAAUGAGACACCAUGAUUUAGGAACAUCAACCUUUACAAUGAAUUGUGCUGAUCAAGCUGGAGGGUGUUGAUGUGGUUGUUUUACAAUCCAUUUUCUGCUUCAGGUACUCCAAGCCCAGAGACAAUUCAGUCAAACAUCGGUCUGCACAGUUGCACUGUAACUGGAAUUCAGCACCAGAUCAGCACUCCUACUAGAUCAGAGGAAUAAUGUACUGUGAAUGACCAUGCUUCCUGAAGCAAUCAAUUUACUGUCCAUUACAUUACAAACUUUCCCCUCUACUAGCUGUUGGUUUACUGAAAUGUGUUCAUUUUUAUCCCUUCUUUGGCUGUGUUCACUAAAUGCAGUAAAAUAUUAUAAAAAGUAAUUUUUGUUAUUUUAACAUUUUCCUUGCUAUUUUCUAUUUUGCUUUUCUUUCCUCAGUUACUUCUAUAUUUUAGUGACGUAAGAAAUAGAAACAAAAUAAUUUGGCCCCUUGUGCCUGGGUGGACAUUGAUUAAGAUUUCAGCUGAUGUUCAGCUGACUGUGUACAGUCUUUCCUAACAUAGUUCUGUGUUCCUUGAUUUUCUUAAUGUCUUAAAAAAUCUUGAUCUCUGCUACAUUUAGUGACUGUACCUUUUGGGUGGGGAAUUCUAAAGAUUCCCUACCCCCGAGUCAAAUAAUUUCUCUUAGUCCUGAAUAUCCAACUUAUUAGAGUCCAUGAUUAGUUCUAGACACUCUCCAGCCAGCAAACAAAAUCACUAUGCAUCUAUUUUGUCAAGCCCCAUAGGGCUUUAUACUUUCACACUCAGUUAUAAUCCUAGAGAAUGUUGGAGUACUCUCAAAGGGCUAGGGAGACUCUUCCUGCUCCUAUUUCUCACAUUUAUAAUAAACCAUGAAACGUGGCUGCACUCCCUUUAUCUUAUCUUGGUGGAGAGAGAGGACCUGCACACAAUUUGCAAAUGCAAUCUGACCUGGCCCCAAUGUAACUGCAGCAUGACAACUUUAGUAUUCAAAUUCUCUUGCAAUAAAGCCCACCAUACCAUUUCAUUUCCUACUACUUACUUAAAUAAUUUUAAUUUUAAAUUUAUUUCAUGUUAAUUUUAAAUAAUUUGUGUACAAGAACACCAAUGAAUACCAACACCUUUCAAUGUCCCAUCAGUUAAAAAUAUUUAAUUGAAUUUAUUUAUUUAACUCAUACUUCCAUCCCACAACUUGAGGAAGUAAAAAUUUUUGUGUUAUGACUCCAUUGCAAUGUGAAUUUAUAAGUCUAAUGACUUGUAGAAAGAGGCUGUCCUGUAGCCUAUUCAGAUUCAGAUUCAGUGUAUUGUCAUUUAGAAACCACAAAUGCAAUGCAGUUAAAAAAUGAAACAAUGUUCCUCCAGAAUGAUAUCACAAAAGCAUAUGACAGAACAGACUACACUAGAAAAUCCACAUAACGUUUGGCAAUCCCCAAUCCAGAGUCCGGAGAGGCUGCUGGUCCUGGUUUUAAUACUGCGUCACUGUUUGUCAGACAGAAACAGCAGAAACAGUUUAUGGCUAGGGUGACUGGUGUUCCUGAUGAUCUUCCAGGCCUUCUUUCUGCACCUGCUGUUGUAAAUGUCCUCAAUGGAGGGAAGUUCACGUUGACAGAUGUGCUGGGCUGUCUGUACCACUCUCUGCAGUGCCCAGCGAUUAAGGUUAUAGUUCCUGUACCAGGUGGUGAUACAGCCAGUCAAGAUGCUCUUAAUGGUGCCUCUGUAGAAGUCUUGAAGAUUUGGGGGCUCUUGCCAAACUUCUUCAGUUGCCUGAGGUGGAAGAGAUGCUAUUGUGCUUUUUUGCCAGAUGGCCAGUGUGUACAGUCUUUCUACAUUUUGUUAGUACAAUGUCUUUCUAUAUUUUAUUUUGCCAGAGAGGAUAAUAUCAUACUUUACAAGAAUUUAUCUCCCCAAAGGGCUCUGUAUCCAGUGAUAACCCACUAGCACAAUCUCAAUGAUCUGUCUCUAUGUUUCAAUUCUGCUCUCUGUCCAUUAACCAAUGUUAAGACCACUAUGGUGUGGUACACUCAAUGAUAUGCUCUUCUUUUAAAAUAACUUUGUGGCAUAUUUUCAACAGCUUUUUGAAUGUUCAGAUACAAAACAUCCAUUGUUUGGCCCUUAUCUUGUUAAUCCUAACCUUAAAAAAUGGAUUUGUCAAAUAUGAUUUCUCUAUCAUAAAUCCUUGUUGAAUAUGGCCAAUCCCAUUAUUCAGUGUUUAAGUAUGAAAAUAGAUCCCAGCAUUUCCCCACGACUGAUUUCAGUGGAAUUGGUUUAUACUUUCCUGUUCCCUUUUAUAUUUAGUGGGGAUAUAUUCUAAACUUUUUGAGAACCAUUCUAGAAUCUAUGCAAUUUUAGAAGGUGACAACAGUACUUCAAUGGGCUUUAUAGUGAGAUGUUUAAAAUAUGAUGCAGGUUGUUGGGUCCCCGGGGUUAAUACCUUUCAGUUCCAUUAAUUAUAAUUGCUUACUAAUACUAUGAUUUCCUCUUUCACCAUAGACCUGUAGUUCUUUGCUUUUUUUAAGGAUUGUCUUUUUUCAUAAAUGCAGGUACAACAUAUUUAUUUAUUCCCAUUUCCUUAGUCUCCAAUAAAAUAUAAUUGUCUCCUGUCUUGGUCUGUAAGGGAUCUUUUCCUUUUUAAUCUGUCUUACAGGUUAUAUUUCAUCAGGAUGAAUCACUUUCAGACUAAGGCUACAUUGGUUACCACCAAUGAUCCUCAUGAAAUGUGCUUGUAAUUGCAGGGAUUCCUAUGGACUGUACCACACUUGGCUUCAGAUCCCCAUUAUUCUAAUGUAAAAGAAAUUUUCUGAUAACAUUCUUGAAUUUCCAUCAUUCACCUGAACCAUCCCAACCCCAUUACCUCUGGAAGAAGCCUUUCAUAAUUGGCACACAUCUGUAUUUUCAAACUCUCAGCUGACUAAACUUUGGACCUCCAUUCAUUUUAUCUUCUGUAUCUAUCAAACCCCUUAACUCAUUCAGACACUCCAGUUCCACAGCAACCAACUUUUCAAGGGCAUGUAAACCUUAAUCAUCACAGCUACUUUUUAUCCAAAUAUAACUGCCCACCACUGAUGCGUUCAAAUGCCCUAAUUUCCUCACUAAUGCUACUUUACAACUUAUUCCUUUAUUCGUGGCC
This is a messenger RNA of Hypanus sabinus (Atlantic stingray), 5517 nucleotides long. RefSeq lists its product as uncharacterized. The record is from RefSeq and is a predicted model, not a curated record. The transcript has 12 exons. The coding region runs from base 1 to 2166 and encodes 721 amino acids. NCBI's taxonomy places the organism in Eukaryota, Metazoa, Chordata, Chondrichthyes, Myliobatiformes, Dasyatidae.